GGUCCCCCUGACACAACAAAUCCCGAACCCCGAGAGAGCUCUACAAUCUACAAUCUACGCACGUGAUUUCCAAAUUUUCGUCAGCUUUCUUUUUGAUGAUGAACCUGGCUCAAAGGCCCACAAAUUUGGGCAAACAGAACGGAGCCGUGGUGCUGGAGGUCGUGAAGGUGCUGGGCCGUCCCGUCACCAUCGCGGAGGUGGCCCAGCGAGUGUCGACGGUGUACAAGCUGCCGCUGGACCGCAUCCAGCCCGUGGUGGCCUAUGUGCUUCGAGCGGGCGAGGCCAGCGGGUUCUUCGAGUGCCACUUGGGCUGCUACUCGCCGGUUCCCAGCGUGGUGGAGCAACUGCGUCGCGACAUUGAUGAGUAUGCGGCCAAAAUACUUGCCGGGGGCAAGACCGAGAUCUCCCCGCUGAUGCGGAAGCUCCAGCGGUUGGACAAAACCGCACUGAUCCCCGGAAGCAGACUUCGUCUGGUGUACCUGCACGAUGCGGUACAUCCAAAGUGGAUAUCAGUCGACGAUAAUGAAUGAGAAGAGUCACAAAAUAAACCGAAAUUUAAUCCCAUUCGAGGCUUGGAAAAUGGGGCAAUGA
Messenger RNA from Drosophila persimilis, 591 nucleotides. RefSeq lists its product as uncharacterized. The transcript has a single exon. The record is from RefSeq and is a predicted model, not a curated record. Lineage: Eukaryota; Metazoa; Arthropoda; Insecta; Diptera; Drosophilidae. Bases 96 to 530 code for a protein of 144 amino acids.